UCACUUGCUACGAAGGGCCGGUUAUAGUGCUCGUCUGUGCUGCUUUUUGGGGUACUUAGAAGAAUUUGUCUGCGUCAGAGAGGAUUUGUUGUGGUCAGUGCAAAAGGAUUGUGCAACAUGGGAGUUGUGUGAUGUGCACAUGCCUCCCCUGCACUGCUGUGUGUGUCUCUCUGCUAUUAGAAGGGCCCCAUGUACUAAUUGGGUUAAAGUGCAGUGACCAGUUGCAGAGCCUCCCAAAUGUGCAGUUUUCCCCUUGUCCUGAGGUGCCUUCAUCCCACUUGCCUAUUGGCUUCUUUCCAUUGCUGGUGCAGCAAGUCUGUAUCCCAUACAAUCCAGAUCUGAAUGCUAAACACCCAAUGGCUGAUCUUUAAAGCUGUGACCCUGCUGUUUGCAUUGGACUACAGCUCCCAGCAUCCCUCACGGCAUAAUCCAGUGCUCAUUUUUAGGCUGAGCAAGCUUUUCCUUUGAUGGAGUCGGUGGGAAACGCGUUGGAGGAGGUGCUCCGCACGGCCAAACUGCAGAGGACCAUCACCAUUGGGGUGUAUGAGGCUGCAAAACUUCUUAAUGUGGACCCAGACAAUGUUGUGCUUUGUCUGUUGGCUACUGACGAUAAAGACGGUCAGGAUGUCGCUUUACAGAUCCACUUCACCCUGAUCCAGGCAUUUUGCUGUGAGAAUGACAUUAACAUCCUGAGAGUGAGCAACAUGAGUCGGUUGGCCGAGAUCCUGGGCGGCUCUGAAAAGCCAGGGGAACCUGCUGAUCUGCAUUGUAUUCUAAUCAACUACCCACAUGAAUUACAGAUCAAGGAUCCUGCUCUCAAAGAAGUGAUUUGUUAUUGCAAAGAGAGUCGUUAUCUGGACCAGUGGGUGCCUGUGAUUAACCUGCCAGAACGAUGAUCAAAGUGCAGUGAACACCAUAAUUUAACUGCAGUUUAAAUGAAUUAAAAAAAAAAAAAUAUAUACUUUCAAGAAGAAAAGUAAAAACACUUUUCUGGACCAGGUUCUGCCAUAAAGCAAGGAUUUCAAUAACUCGUACAUAACAUCAGGAGGGAGGAUUUAGGCAUAUGCGGAGGCAGUGCCGAAGUUGCUAAGAAAAUGGAGGACUGUCGGUCAUGAAGAACCACGCAGAGUUGCACCAAUGAGUAUCCAGGAAGAUGAAACAUGAAAUUAAGGAGCGUUGGAAAAUGGUUCAGGCUGCCAUAUGCAAUGGAAAAUUUAUAUUUUUACAAAGGCACUGGUUUUAACUUUGUUCUAAGUUUAUAAAAUGUUAAAUUAUACUAUUUAUGCUACUGUACUUAAAUGUACGUUAUGAAAUUGAUGCAUAGACGUUUUUAUGCAGGAAGUUGUUGAGACAAGUGAAAUGUAAUGUUUUAUGUUGAACUUUCUUUUUUUUAUUUUAUUUUUUUGUACAAUAAAGCUUUUUGAAAUGGC
This is a messenger RNA of Xenopus laevis (African clawed frog), 1430 nucleotides long. It is a transcript of the gene gadd45a.L, whose product is annotated as growth arrest and DNA damage inducible alpha L homeolog. NCBI's taxonomy places the organism in Eukaryota, Metazoa, Chordata, Amphibia, Anura, Pipidae. Gene Ontology annotation, cellular component: cytoplasm; nucleus. The transcript is spliced from 4 exons. Bases 468 to 896 code for a protein of 142 amino acids. The record is from RefSeq and is a predicted model, not a curated record. Gene Ontology annotation, biological process: regulation of cell cycle.